AUGCUUCUGGUUUUCGUAUCACUCUUCCUCAACGCCAAUCAGACAAUUGCAAAUACUCAGGUGGCAUCAGUGGGUUUCCAAGCCAGACAUCUAGCUGCGAAUAAUGAUCGCACAUCAGAUCAACAUUAUGCUAACAACUAUAAUUAUCGACACAAUUCACCGAGACCUUUCGUUCAGUAUGACUCCACAGGUGGUUCGGAGGGUGAUAGCGCAGAUGAAGAUGAGUGGAAUGACGAGUCUCAGCAGCAACAAUACCAAUCGAGAAAUCGAGAUGCUGAUCAACGCCAGAUGACGGGUUAUGCGAUCGGCACUGGCGAUGAGGGCGACUUCGACGCACCGAUCGAAAAAGGACACAUCUUCGAGCAAGGGUUCGUUUGCUGA
This is a messenger RNA of Anisakis simplex (herring worm), 381 nucleotides long. NCBI's taxonomy places the organism in Eukaryota, Metazoa, Nematoda, Chromadorea, Rhabditida, Anisakidae. The record is from the annotation of a GenBank genome assembly.